Molecule: messenger RNA, 6136 nt
Organism: Felis catus (domestic cat)
Lineage: Eukaryota; Metazoa; Chordata; Mammalia; Carnivora; Felidae
Gene: HEPH
Product: hephaestin
Exons: 20
Coding region: 733-4218 (1161 amino acids)
Biological process (GO): iron ion transport
Cellular component (GO): plasma membrane
Molecular function (GO): oxidoreductase activity; copper ion binding
Source: RefSeq, a predicted model, not a curated record
CUGAUUUUGUGCUUCACAGAAAUUAAUUCAUAUAGAAUGUACCUUUUUCUCUGGUUUCUGGUGUCUUGUUUCUUUCUGUAACAUUACAUUUGCGAGAGACAUCCAUAUUUUUAUGUAAGGUUGUAGUGGGUUCAUUAUCAUUGCUAUAUAGAAUUCCAUUGUAUGAAUAAAAUACAAUUUAGUCAUUCAUUCUAGUGUUCAUGGACAUUUAAUUAUCAUUUGUUUUUAAACACAAUUCAAAGAGGAUGGGAAGUGACAACAAUGAAAAAAGAAGCAGAGGAAGAAUUGGUGACUUGACUUAGGUAAUAAGUGAGUUAGUGACCAAAUCAGGUUUCCAGUGCCUGUUUCCUGAUUCUUGGGCCAGAGUACAUUCUUACUUUUAUACUAUUGAAGGAACUCUAUCCAGAUUUCUAAUCUGAAAGAAGUGAUACAUAAUUAUCACUAUAAGUGACCUUUUAACUUUGCUCUCCAAAGUCCAAUAUACAGAUAUUGUUGAAUGUUUCUUGAACUGAAAGGGAUCAGGUAAGAGAGAGAGAGAUUCUGGGCUAAUUGGUUUUUGCUUUCUCAGGCACUUGGUUUGGCUCUUGCCUUUUUAGUUUUCCAGACACACACAAAGCCCUUUUGUUUUCUUUCUUUCUUUCUUUCUUUCUUUCUUUCUUUCUUUCUUUCUUUCUUCUUUCUUCUUUCUUUCUUUCAUACCAGCAGCUAUUCAUUUGCCUGUUUCCCAGAGUUAUGUGGGCCAUGAAACCAGGCCAUCUCUUCUGGGCUCUGUUGUUUCUGCAACCUUUGUGGCCCCGACUGACUGAUGGGGCCACUCGAGUCUACUACUUGGGCAUCCUGGAUGUGCAGUGGAACUAUGCUCCCAAGGGAAGGAAUGUCAUCAUGAACCAGCCUCUGGACAAUGAUACAGUAGCUUCCAGCUUCUUAAAAUCUGACAAGAACCGGAUAGGGAGCAGCUACAAGAAGACCAUCUACAAGGAAUACAGAGAUAGCUCUUAUGUGGAUGAAAUAGCCCAGCCUACUUGGCUGGGCUUCUUGGGGCCAGUGUUGCAGGCUGAGGUGGGAGAUGUCAUCCUUAUCCACCUGAAGAAUUUUGCCACUCGUCCUUACACAAUCCACCCCCAUGGUGUUUUCUAUGAGAAGGACUCAGAAGGCUCCCUAUACCCAGAUGGCUCCUCUGGUCAGCUAAAAGCUGAUGACUUUGUUCCCCCGGGAGGCAGCCACAUUUACAACUGGACCAUUCCAGAAGGCCACGCACCCACUGAUGCUGACCCAGCAUGCCUCACCUGGAUCUACCAUUCUCAUGUAGAUGCUCCACGAGACAUUGCUACUGGUCUCAUUGGACCCCUUAUCACUUGUAAAAGAGGAACCCUGGAUGGGCAUUCCCCUCCUCAGCGGAAGGAUGUGGACAGUUAUUUCUUCCUGCUCUUCAGUGUGGUAGAUGAGAACCUUAGCUGGCAUAUUGAUGAGAACAUUGUCACUUACUGCUCAGACCCUGCCUCAGUAGACAAAGAAGAUGAGGCCUUUCAGGAAAGCAAUAGGAUGCAUGCAAUCAAUGGCUUUGUUUUUGGUAACUUACCAGAUCUAAGCAUGUGUGCACAGAAGCGUGUGGCCUGGCACUUGUUUGGCAUGGGCAAUGAAGUAGAUGUCCACACAGCUUUCUUCCAUGGACAAAUACUAACGAUCCGGGGCCACCGCACUGAUGUGGCUCACAUCUUUCCAGCCACCUUUGUGACUGCUGAGAUGGUGCCUCAGGAACCUGGCACCUGGUUGAUUAGCUGUCAAGUGAAUAGUCACUUGCGAGAUGGCAUGCAAGCACUCUACCAGGUCAAGUCUUGCUCCAUGACUCCUCCCAUGAACCAACUCACAGGCAAAGUCCGGCAGUACUUCAUUGAGGCCCAUGAGAUUCUAUGGGACUAUGGCCCGAUGGGGCAUGAUGGGAGUACUGGGAAGAAUUUGAAGGAGCCAGGCAGUGGCUCAGAUAAAUUCUUCCAGAAGAGCUCCAGUCGAAUUGGAGGCACUUACUGGAAAGUCCGAUAUGAAGCCUUCCAAGAUGAGACAUUCCAGGAAAAGGUGCAGAUAGAGGAAAAUACGCAUCUUGGAAUCCUGGGACCAGUGAUCCGGGCUGAGGUGGGUGACACCAUCCAGGUGAUCUUUUACAACCGUGCUUCCCAGCCAUUCAGCAUACAGCCUCAUGGAGUCUUUUAUGAGAAAGAUUACGAAGGAACAGUGUACAAUAAUGGCUCAUCCAACCUUGGCUUGGUGGCCAAGCCCUUUGAGAAAGUAACAUAUCGCUGGACAGUCCCCUCUCACGCUGGCCCUGCUGCUCAGGAUCCUGCCUGUCUCACCUGGAUGUACUUCUCUGCUGCAGAUCCCAUAAGAGAUACGAAUUCUGGUCUGGUGGGGCCCCUAUUGGUGUGCAAGGCUGGUGCCUUGAAUGCAGAUGGUAAACAGAAAGGGGUGGAUAAGGAAUUUUUUCUCCUUUUCACUGUGUUGGAUGAGAACAAGAGCUGGUACAGCAAUGCCAAUCAAGCAACUGCUAUGUUGGAUUCCCGACUGCUCUCAGAGGAUGUCAAAGGCUUCCAAGACUCCAAUCGGAUGCAUGCCAUUAAUGGGUUUCUGUUCUCUAACCUGCCCAGGCUGGACAUGUGCAAGGGUGACACAGUGGCCUGGCACCUGCUUGGCUUGGGCACAGAGACUGAUGUGCAUGGGGUCGUGUUCCAGGGCAACACUGUGCAGCUUCAGGGCAUGAGGAAGAGUGCAGCCAUGCUCUUUCCUCAUACCUUUGUCAUGGCCAUCAUGCAGCCUGAAAACCCUGGGAUAUUUGAGAUUUACUGCCAGGCAGGCAGCCAUAGAGAAUCAGGGAUGAAGGCAAUCUAUAAUGUCUCCCAGUGUCCUGGCCACCAACCUGACUAUCAUCAUCGAUACCAGGCUGCAAGAAUCUACUACAUCAUGGCAGAAGAGGUGGAGUGGGACUAUUGCCCUGACAGGAGCUGGGAACUGGAAUGGCACAACCAGUCUGAGAAGGACAGUUAUGGUCACAUUUUCCUGAGCAACCAGGAUGGACUCCUGGGUUCCAGAUACAAGAAAGCUGUAUUCAGAGAAUACACGGAUGGUACAUUCAAGAUCCCUCGGCCAAGGACUGGACCAGAGGAACACUUGGGAAUAUUAGGUCCACUUCUCAGAGGAGAGGUUGGUGAUAUUCUAACUGUGGUGUUCAAGAAUAAUGCCAGCCGCCCCUACUCUGUGCAUGCUCAUGGAGUGGUAGAAUCUAGCACUGGUUGGCCACUGGCUGCUGAUCCUGGUGAGGUUCUCACUUACCAAUGGAACAUCCCAGAAAGAUCUGGCCCAGGGCCUAAUGAUUCUGCUUGUGUUUCCUGGAUCUAUUAUUCUGCAGUGGAUCCCAUCAAGGACAUGUAUAGUGGUCUUGUUGGACCCUUGACCAUCUGCCGAAAGGGCAUCCUGGAGCCUUAUGGAGGACGGAGUGACAUGGACAGAGAAUUUGCCUUGUUAUUCUUGAUCUUUGAUGAGAACCAGUCUUGGUAUCUAGAGGAAAAUGUAGCAACCCAUGGGGCCCAGGAGCCAGGCCGUGUUAACCUACAGAAUGAGACUUUUUUGGAGAGCAAUAAAAUGCAUGCCAUUAAUGGAAAGCUCUACAGCAACCUCAGGGGUCUUACCAUGUACCAAGGAGAACGAGUGGCAUGGUACAUGCUGGCCAUGGGCCAAGAUAUUGACCUACACACUAUCCACUUCCAUGCAGAGAGCUUCCUAUAUCGGAAUGGAGAGAGCUACCGUGCAGAUGUUGUAGAUCUGUUCCCAGGGACCUUUGAGGUUGUGGAGAUGGUAGCCAGCAACCCUGGGACAUGGCUGAUGCACUGCCACGUUUCUGACCAUGUCCAUGCUGGCAUGGAGACCCUUUUUACUGUCUUGUCCCAAAGAGAACACGUAAGCACUAUCACCACCAUCACCAAAGAGAUUGGAAAAGCAUCAAUCCUCAGAAACAUUGGAGAAGGCAAUGUGAGAGUGCUGGGCAUGUGGAUCCCUGUAAAGAAUAUUGAGAUACUGGCUUCUCUUUUAAUUGCCAUGAGUAUCAUUCUCCUCCUCAUUGCUCUAGCUCUUGGUGGUGUGAUCUGGUACCAGUAUCGACAGAGAAAGCUACGACGCAACAGGAGGUCCAUCCUGGAUGACAGCUUCAAGCUUCUGUCCCUCAAACAGUAGCAGUUGGGUCCUGCAACUGCACAUCUUGAAUGCAGUCCCAGCAGGUCAUGCUCUAGUAACUGACUCCACUGUCAAAGGGACAUGAGUGGUAGAGAGGCAGAGUAGGGAAAUAAACUCAUCUGGGAAUUUCUUCACUUAUUUAUUUACAUAGAAAUUAUGUACCUUCUCUUUUUCUUUAUUUUUUUUCUCCACUUGGGAAGCUGGGGCAAGAAAAUCCCAUAUUAUCUUAUAUCACAAAUUUCAACAGCUGGAUUAUAUCAACCACUGACACUUGGAAGAUCUGGAAAUUACUAAUAACCUAUUCUUCUUACAAAGUAGAUACCUAAGGUAAAAUCAAUUGAUUAGGUUUUUAUUGCUUUUUCAGAACCUAGGUAAGUGAGCUGUGAAGAUAAUCCACAUCUAAACUAAGGGCUAACAACAUGGGCAUGAUGGAGAAUGUGUGGGGUGGGAUUUGAAGAUCCAAAUUUUAUUUUGAUUCUCCUUGGAAAUAAACUAUUUUGGAAAAGAAGUAGAUGGAAUAUUAUUGCUAUGAGCACCUACAACCUCUGGAGCCAGAAGCUCCUCAGGAGGUCAGUCUUCAAAAUUUCUGGCACAGUUUUCCACUCCAUACUGUAGGCAAAAAAUACUGUAUGUUAAAGUACUUGUUAGAACACUAUAAGAGUGAACAUGGUGAUUUUAAUGAUCUCUGUGGCCUCUGGGAAUCUGUGACCAUGAUUGAAACAAAGAACACUCACUGGGAGGGGGUAUAAUAUGGUUCUAGCUAUCCUUUUUGUGGGGCCUAUGUGUUUGUGUUUUGGAAAAAAAAACUAAGUCAGACUGGUGGGUACCAUCUUGUAACACAUAGGUGCCAAAACACUUUUGAAUUCUAAGAAAAUUUUCCAGAGAGAAACAGAAGUCUGAGACAAACCUUAAACCUAUCCACUGGGCAAGGUGAGAUGGGCACAAUCUUGUGGACUCUUUGGCAAUUGGGCGUAUGAGAGGUCUACUUGCAAUUUUUGGAGUUUUUUUUUUUUAAAUAGGACAGACUCCUUUCUGGUAUCUUAAAGCAAUAUUCCUUUGUUGCCUGUAAGUUCAAGCCUCUCUGAAAACUUGGUGGGAGACCACAGAUGAACAAGACGUAGAGUAAGGAUGAGAUAGGAUGAUCCACCCUCGCUAUAUAUCCAUAAUACCAUUUCACAUGGGAAAUGAAGAAAACAUUAGAAGCAGAAUUAAGAUAAUAACUGAAAUAUGUACUGUUUUACACUUCACAAAACAUCUAAUACCUGAUUGCAUUUAACUCGCCUUAGCCUUAUCAGAGUGAUACUUUGUUUUAUAUUUGAGUAAACAAAUGAUCAGAGUAAUUUUAUCCACGGGCAUUCAACUAGAAGUUGAGCAAAGAUUCAUGUCAAUCUAUUUGACUCCAAAUACUUGUUUUAUCCUGGUGUAUCAUAGAAACUUCCACCAAUCUCCAUCCUUUGUAUCCAUAUUAACUGCAAUUUUCUCAUCUUCCCAGCCAAUCUCUCUGCCUAAUUAGGUAUCCUAUACAGAUCAAAUGUAGAAACCCACAGGGCUAGUAUUCAGUUGCCAUAUAAUGUUGAAGGUUGGAAGAGAAAACAUGGUCCUGAGCCUAUUAUUCAUCUUGCUUUACUGUGGUCAGUGGCUUUCUGGUGAGCUUUACUGGAAAUCUCAGAAACAUAACAGGGGAAGGAGAUGAUGGAAGGUUUAAAUUGCUAGUUAUAAAAUAAAAUGGUGGGGUAUUUAAGCCAUUGCAAAAUCAAUGCACUUAAAAGCAAACAAUUUUGGUCUAUGGUAAAUGUGGAAGUUAUUGAAAACCCAGUGUGCACUGAGGACUCGAGUCAAUUAAUAGCUAUGAUUUGCACACAACUGGGAUGUUACCUUGGUCAUGGUCAUGAAUCAGAGACAAAGAAAAGUAGGUUGA